Molecule: messenger RNA, 1274 nt
Organism: Saccostrea cuccullata (small rock oyster)
Lineage: Eukaryota; Metazoa; Mollusca; Bivalvia; Ostreida; Ostreidae
Exons: 6
Coding region: 366-1274 (302 amino acids)
Source: RefSeq, a predicted model, not a curated record
AGUACGUAGAAGUAAGUAGUACUGUUAUUUUGACAACUUAAUGCUAUAUAAUUUAAAUAUACCUCUUAAAUGUUGAAAAAUUUUCCUGUGAGCUCUUUCUACAACUUUCAUACUUUACAAAUCAAAGCUUCUUAUUGAUCAUGAUCAUUCAGAACCAAUGAAAAGUCCCGUUAUAAUUAAUUACAGCAGCUAAACGUUUGUACGGCACAUCAUUAGAGUACAAAAUACAUAGAUUUUUUUUCUUGGCCAUUACAGUAUAAUGUAUAUAUAGAGAGAUUUUAAUCAGAGAAUUUUUACAAAUAUUCUCUAUUGUUGUAUAAUUUUUUUAGAUAUGCCAUUUCCCAAGAAAUGUAGCAUUAAAACCCAUGCAACAAUUUGCAAGGACUCUGAACAAGGGACCCUUUUUAGAGUUAGGAAAAAAAGUGAGAAGUGAGCUUAUUGAAAAAUUAAAGCAAGAGGGGGAACUUAGCCCCAAAGGAACCUACAUCUGUGAAAGAUGUAUUAAGCAUGCUGAGGCAAGAAUUGUCCCUAAAAGAAAAAAAAACACCAUUGUUGCAGAGAUGGUACAAAAUAUUGAGAAUGGUGUCAUCGAAGAAGAUGAAUUGGAGAUGAUUAUGUGUGCAAUUGGAAGAAGAGAAUCUUUAAAAGUUUUUGAUGACAGUUUAGUUGCCGGUUCAAUUUAUAAAAAAGAUGACAUGUUAAAACAUUUUGAUCCAGCUCGCUACAUGUCUGAGAGGAAUGGUCCUCUUCUUGCCUUUUUUAAAGGCUUGAUGCAGGAGGGGGAUUUUUAUCAGAAGGAAAAAGCAGUAGUAAUUAGCAGUGCAGUGGACAGCGUUUACUACCUGGUAAACACCAAAUUCGUUGCUCCACUUGCAUUUGCUAAAUCCCUUCUUAUAUACACUAAGACAGGAAGCAAAGAAGGAGUAAAUGUUGCUAGUGCUGCAUCACCAAGCGGAAGUUAUACAUCUAUACUAAACUGGCUAAAAGCCAACAGCCAAGAGAAAAUAAAGAUCCCCGAUAAUUCGGAUGUUAUAUCUUUUUUUGAUAACAACCAGGUGAUUGGUAGAAAAUGGCGGGUCAAGAACGAUUUCAAGGCGGAGUCAUCCGUUAUCACUUCUGUGGCUCAUAUGCAGCCCAGAAGUGAUAUUCAGAGAAACAUAGAGCUUGCGCCUUCAAAGUGGCAGAGUUUCCAUGUACAGGCGAAGAAGGACUCUCUUGAAAAGUUGAAAGCGCAAGAAAUAUUAUUUGAAAAAGAGUUCAGUAAAUUAAGGUAA